UCUUCCAAGGAACAAUGCAUGUUCCACAUAACCAGGCAGUAUAAACAAAAAAAUUAUGUAUUCACAUAGUCUUCUUUAGAAAAUAUAACAUCAUCAAGUGCACAAAUAUAUGUACAGGAUGCAAAACGUGAACAGACACUAAACAUUACAAUAUCAUCUCACAAUAGACAGUAUAAACAAAAAAAUUACGUAAUCACAAUGCCAACAUCAUCAAGUGCAUAAAUAUAUGUACAGAAUGCAAAAUGUGAACAGACACUCUGUUCUAUGACUUGGAUAAGUAAGGAUGUCAAUUGCACUCUUCCGAUUCAAAUAUUAUUGCUACAGUAUCUAUUGACUUUUCGAUUCAAUUAUUCAUAAUCUAAUUCUGAAAUCUCACAAAUUGCUGUAAAUUUGGAUAAUUCACCAAUAAACUUUAAAAGUUUUCAGGGUUAGGAAAGUACAUAAAAUUGUGGUUUUCAAAACUAAGAUUUAGCAGCUUUAAAAUAAAAUGAUGACCAUGAAGAACAUAUUGCGUAUUUCACUUUUGAUGCUUGCUAUAGGCAUCGAGAUUAACCAGGCAAAAAAAUGUAAAAUUCCAGAGAACAAUGAAGAUAUCGACUGGGAUAAGGUAAAGAAUGACUGGUACUUGGUGCUACACACCAACGAUGAGAUCAUGAAAGAAGAUGUUAUAGGUGUAAGAUUACGGAAUAUCUCCAAUACAAAUGAAGGAAUGCGAAUGGUGCAUACUGAUUUACAUGAGAAUUCUCCUCCCCAAACCUUUACAAGUCAUACGACCAAACGAAGAGAUGGCGUUUAUUAUGGGGAAAAGAGCGAAGAACCAGCUGCUUUGGCUUCACACACUCUAACACCAGAUGGAGGAACAAAUGAUAAAGCGAAAAAAAUAGGUACCUAAUGUAUAAUUAAAUUUACAGAUUAAAUUGGCAAUGGUAAAAUACAUUGACAAUCAAAAAGUUAAAACAUUUUAAUAUUCAGAUGAUGCCUUAUUCAAUGGUGAUAUUCUGGCUCUAUGUGAC
This is a messenger RNA of Styela clava, 1013 nucleotides long. Lineage: Eukaryota; Metazoa; Chordata; Ascidiacea; Stolidobranchia; Styelidae. The record is from RefSeq and is a predicted model, not a curated record.